Messenger RNA from Clonostachys byssicola, 3729 nucleotides. The record is from the annotation of a GenBank genome assembly. Lineage: Eukaryota; Fungi; Ascomycota; Sordariomycetes; Hypocreales; Bionectriaceae.
AUGUCAUAUGGCUCAACUUCUGUGGCUCAGAUGACUUGGACCGGUGCCAUAAUAUCUGCGGUUACAUUUAUCGCUUUACUGCUUGGCUUCUUACUUGUUCUUCCACGAUGGAAGCGUUAUGCGACACCUUCUCCAAGGAUAGCACCUCCCAUGUGCUAUAGAAUCCAGCAAAUUCCUGCUACUGUGACAGAAACGGAGCUUCUACGCCAGUUGGUCGAAUCUAUUCCAGGCUUGGAUGGACCGGGUAGUAACUCGGCAAGCCUUCGCUUGAAGAUCGCACACUCGUCUGGGCAGUCUCGCACCGCAACAUUCAUUUCAGCCAAAGCUCCAAAGAACCUAGGAUAUCACGUUGACAAAAAUUUCUACGGGAUAACCCUUUUAUAUGAGGGGGAGGAUGCCACGGUCGACAUCAUUGCGGUUCACGGUUUGGGCAGUCAUGCAAUUGGUGGAUUUCAGAAUAAAGAAACCCAAGCAGUCUGGCUACGCGAUUUUCUACCCAACGAUUUUCCGAACAGCAGGAUCCUUGUCUAUGGGUAUGGCUCAGCCGUCACCGAUAAAGACAGUAAGAUCUCCAUUGAGGGCCUGGCAAGGUCCUUUCUAGACUCCUAUAAGGCCUUCCGACAAACGACAGAGACCACACAGAGGCCGAUUAUUUUCGUUGGCCACAGUUUAGGAGGGCUUUUAAUCAAAGAGGCCCUCAUCUUAGCAAGUCAGGAUGAUAAAGACCGUGAAAAUAACGACUUCUUCAAAUCCGCAUCUGGGUUGAUGUUCUUUGGUGUCCCGAAUCUGGGAAUCAAUCUCGGAAAGCUACGAGAGAUUACCCGCGAUCAACUCAAUAACCAGCUGAUAGUGGAUCUCCAACUUGAUUCAGAAUCGGAACCCACUCCGUAUAUGAAAACACUACUAGGAAGGUUCAGAAGCUGCCAUGAGAAGCAGGAUCCUCCAAUGAGAAUUAUCUCUUAUUACGAGGAGAAGAUGACUGACACCCUGAUGGUCGACAAAAGGGGCAAAGUCUCAAGAGGAGGACAAAAGUGUUUCAUGGUGACAGAGGAAUCAGCGUGUCAGAUCGGGUUUAUGAACAACACCCACGAUAGGCUACCUUUACCUUCUAAUUAUUCAAACUUGGUAAAGUUCCUGAACGAGGCAGAUGACAGCUACAUAAGAGUACGGAACAAGUUGCGAAGACUUAUCGAAGAAGGACCGGAUGUUGUUUCCAAGCGAUUUGUACCCCCGACCAAACUUUCGUCAAAAGAGAAGCGACACUGGGAUGACUUGAACGUUCCUGACUACCGAGCCUUUUACAAAAGCGGAAAACUAGCGAAGCCAACUGAAGGUACUCUUCAAUGGCUCGUGCAAGAGGACCCUGCUGAAAAUAAUCCUUUUAUAUACUCCUAUGAUAAGUACCGGCAUGAUACUCACAGUCUGCGAACAAAAGAUUUCGAGGCAUGGCAAAGGAAUACGAAGCCAUGUGCACUGCUAGUACUUGGGCAACCUGGGCAAGGCAAAUCGGUAUUAUCGAAUUUCGUAGUGUCCCACCUCCAGCAACAGGAGUCCAUCGAUAAGAAGAGUAGUGUGAAAGUGAUCUACUUCUUCUGCAACAUCAAGGACAAUAACUCGAGAACUGCUUCUUCUGUUCUUCGGGCACUGAUAGUACAGCUAUCCGAAGACCAGAGACUUUUUCAGACUCUUCCCAACCGGUUUCAAGACCCAACAGAAUACAAGUCCUUUCACUCUGCCGGGUUCUAUGACCUAUGGAGCACGUUUCAUGAUCUGGUGUCUUUGAGCCCUUAUGACUGGAUUCACUGCAUCAUUGAUGGCUUGGACGUGUAUCCCGAUCCGGAGAUCAGACCCCUAGUGCAAAAAUUGCACGACAUGGUCCAAGUCAAGACAACAUACCGGCUGAAGCUGUUCUUCACCAGUCGGCCAACUGGUCCUGUGGACAUGUUUGCGACUGAACUAAGACGAAACCUUCGACCGCCUCAAAAAGCUAUAAAAACUUUCAUCGAGUCGCAGGUCGAGUCGUUGCCUGCAAGAUUCAAGAGCUUCAAAAGAGAAAUAGUCGACUCUCUUUCGAAAUUUGCAGGGGGGACUUUCCUUUGGAUACAUAUCGUACUAGGGGAGGUCCGGAAACUUCGGUAUCCAACCAGUAAUUUGGUUCAGGCAACAAUAAAUCAAACACCACGAGAGCUCAAUGAGCUGUAUAUGGCCCUUAUCCAGGCCGCGUUCAAAGACGACCACGAUAAGGCCAUUUUGGCCUGGGUAGCCUAUGCCAAAAGACCACUUUCUCUCGAAGAAUUAGAAAUGGCCGUUGCUGUCAUGGUUACGAAUGCGAACAGCUUGUCAGAAUGCAAUAGGCAGAAGGCCUCUUUGGAUAGUGAUUCCAUUCAUGAAAAGCUGGGAGCAUUAAUCGAUAUCAUUAACAACAAGCUCUAUCUAAUCCAUCAGUCGUUAUUGGAUUUUUUGAAGGGCCAACCGGAAAUAUGGGAGAAAGGAGGCCUCGCACUGAAGUUCCAACGACAUCCGAAUAUCGAGUUAGGGAGGGCGUGUCUAAACUAUCUAAGUUUUGCCGAUUUAACCUCCAACGAUAAAUCCACCGUUAACCGACCCGGCAUCCCGUUUGUUUCUCUUUUCCCUCAAUAUGCUUCUGAUCAUUGGUAUGAGCAUAUACAGAGCGCUGAGGACGUCACGGGCAUCACGGAAAAGCUGAAAUACGUAUUAAAAGGCCCAAACAAGAUGUUUUGGCUAAACAGAAACCUUCGGUGGAACCAAAGGGUUUCCCAGAGAAUUUUUUUUCGUGGACGUCAAUCAUCAAUAUUCAGCAUUUCCCUCGUGUUAGAUAUUGAUUGGCUAGCACGAAUACUGGUAGAUAAGAGCAUACCAGAAAUCUCCUGCGCUUUGAAAGAAAGCCACCUAGUAACAGCAACUGAAGGUGCACCAAAGGUGCUUCAGGAGCUGCUACGGGAUAAAGGCGCUUUACCAAAGGUCAAUAUAGGAGCGGGCAAAAACAGACUCAGAAACAACAUCCUUCUAAUGGUCCUCCUGGAACAUGGGGGUAAAGAAGUUAAGAUCUCAGAACCCGUGGUUAUGGCAGCAGCAAUGAUGCGCUACUUAGGGAAGGAGACCCUAGAGCUAUUGCUAGAGGAGAGAGGCGAUGAGGUUCAAAUCACGGAGAAUGUUCUUUUUGCAGCAGCAGUGAAUUCCAAGAGUGGGAAGGAGAUCCUAGAACUGCUGCUAGAGAAGAGAGGCGAUGAUUUUCAGAUCACGAAGAAGGUGGUUACACAAACAAUAUACAACGUUGGUUGUGGAAAGGAAAUCCUAGAGCUACUGCUAGACAAGAGAGGGGACGAGGUACAUAUCACACAGGCGCAGAUUCGACACGCAGCAAACCUUCAGGAUGAAAAAUUCCUGGAGCUACUGUUAGAGAAUAAAGGCAAUGAGAUACAGAUCACAGAGAAGGUGAUUCUAGAAACAGCAGAGAAUAUCUCUCACGGCAAGAAAAUCUUCGAGCUACUGCUAGAAAAGAGAGCCAAUGAGGUUCAGAUCAAGGUUCAGAUCACGGAGAAGGUGAUUCUAGCAGCAGCAAAGAACAGUUCUCAGGGUGGGAAAAUCCUAGAGCUACUGCUAGAGAAGCGAGGAAAUGAGGUUCAGCUCACGGAGAAGGUGAUUGCAGCAGUGAAGCAGUGGAAAUCAGGGAGGAAGUGGUUAGAGCAGCAAGGGAUUGUAGGCUGA